CGUCUGAGUGUGCUGGUGUUUAACACUUAAUAUGGAAAUAUUGAUUGGUUUAUCAGACAAGCUAAACAAUUUGAUGAGAGGAAAAAAUGAGCUCAGACUCUUGGAUCUGAUGGCGGGCAUCUUAAUUGGAGUAUCUCCAAUUAUACAUUUAAUCAUUGUGAAAAAAGUUAACGUUCCGUAUGGUAGAUUUUCAUCUUCGAGUUGGGGAUUUCUAAUAAAUGUUCGAGUAGCCUGGUUUUUGCAGGAAAUCCCAGCAUUGACAAUUCCACUCUAUACCCUAUUUACAUCACCAACGGAUAUCACACCAGCAAGUUUAAUUUUAAUCGGGCUUUUCAUAUUCCACUAUGCACAUCGAACGCUUAUAUAUCCAUUCAAGAUUAGAGGUGGAAAACCAACACCAAUUUCCAUAGCCGUAUUAGCCUGUAUUUUCUGCACUUACAAUGGAUAUAUGCAGAGCAUGUUUCUGCUUCAUCAUUCUAACUAUUCAAUGGAUUGGAUAUACCAACCAAACUUCAUAAUUGGAAUAUGCUUGUUUGCAUGGGGUAUGAAGACCAAUAUGAUAUGCGACAGUAUUUUGCGGAACUUGAGAAAACCUGGGGAGACCGGGUAUAAAAUCCCCAAGGGUGACAUGUUCGAGUAUGUCUCUUGUGGCAAUCUUUUUGGUGAAACAGUGGAAUGGCUGGGCUUUGCUAUUGCAAGUUGGUCACUGCAGGCUGCUGCAUUUGCAGUCUUCGCUCUGUUAUAUCUGUCUGCAAGAAGUUAUACAAAUCAUCAAUGGUAUAUAAAGAAGUUUGAGGACUAUCCAAAGGAUCGUAAAAUAUUUAUACCGUACCUGAUUUAG
Messenger RNA from Styela clava, 841 nucleotides. NCBI's taxonomy places the organism in Eukaryota, Metazoa, Chordata, Ascidiacea, Stolidobranchia, Styelidae. The record is from RefSeq and is a predicted model, not a curated record.